Lineus longissimus is the source of this 2315-nucleotide messenger RNA. RefSeq names its product peptidyl-prolyl cis-trans isomerase B-like. NCBI's taxonomy places the organism in Eukaryota, Metazoa, Nemertea, Pilidiophora, Heteronemertea, Lineidae. The transcript has 4 exons. Bases 5 to 637 code for a protein of 210 amino acids. The record is from RefSeq and is a predicted model, not a curated record. Gene Ontology annotation, biological process: protein folding; protein peptidyl-prolyl isomerization. Gene Ontology annotation, molecular function: peptidyl-prolyl cis-trans isomerase activity.
AAAAAUGGCAGCUUCAGAUCUACUCCCCCGUUUAUUGCUCCUCGCAAUAGUUGCGAUUUCUUCGGCACAAGAUGUAGACGAUGUAAAAGCCAUAGUCACUCAGAAAGUUUACUUUGAUAUAAGUAUAGGAGGUGAACCAGUUGGUCGAAUUGUUUUUGGACUCUUUGGCGAUAUUGCCCCCAAGACUGUAGAAAACUUCCAGGCUAUUGCUGCAGGAACCCAUGGACUGAACUACAAGGGAAGCUACUUCCAUCGCAUCAUAAAAGAGUUUAUGGUACAAGGUGGCGAUGUUGUCAGCUAUGAUGGUGCCGGCUCAAAAAGCAUUUGGAAUAAUGACUUUUUUGACGAUGAGCCAUUUAUUCUAAAGCACUAUGGCCCAGGAUGGUUGAGCAUGGCCAAUGCAGGUGCUGAUACAAAUGGCUGUCAGUUCUUCAUAACCACGAUCGCCACCCACUGGUUGGACGGUUCUCAUGUUGUUUUCGGCAAGGUUCUGGAGGGAAUGGACGUUGUCAAGAAGAUUGAGUGGACGCCAACUGAUGAGAAGGACAAGCCAUUCAAAAAUGUUGUUGUUGACGCAUGUGGUGUGAUUUCUGUUGAUGAACCAUUUGAGGUUGAAAAGAUUGGCGUGACGGUUUAAGUCAGAUCUGAUGCUGGUAUGGCAUAAUCUUGGGUCUUCUGGGAUUUUAAAGCUCUUGCAAAUUUUCACUUGGGAGGUAUCAAGUUUUAUAUAAAGUUAUUUGUGCCAUUUUGUACCUAAAUCCCACUGGUUUUGAAACAUAUUAAGACUUUUUUGUAUAGGGUAAAAAGCUUAAACUUUUGAUAUUGAGAUGCAGUGAUAUGACUGUCAAUGACUAAAUGAUUUCAGGAUAGUUUAUCAAUCAUUCAUGAAUUUUGUUACAACCAAUACUAUUUGGUUUUGUAGUACAUGUAGUAGCUCAUGUGAAAAUGGUAAGCUAGCCCACUUUGUUUUUUGCAAGUAUUAGCAUGUACCUUAUAGCCUCUCCCCACCCCCUUGAGGUAUCGACACCUUUUCAUUUCGAUAUGAAUUGUAUAGGGUUUAGCAUCGACACAUCACUAAACCAAUAAAACAAUUCGUGAAAACACUAACACUUGGAAAGGAAACUACAGCACAAAAAAUACAAUAUUUCGGCAUAGUUUCAUCACUGCAGUAUAGGAAGGUUUUCAAAGAUUCACAAACAGAUAAGUAGUUAAACCCUCCCAUAUCAACACAGCACAGGUGGCAAUGCUCGUCUCCCCUUUCGCUGGCGUGUAGGCCUAUAAGAUACAUGCAUUCAUACUUACAUUAGUCAAGAGGUAAAGGCCCGACCGUUUAUCUUGAUGAAAAUUCGAUUGGCGAAACACAUUUGUUGAAUCCAUAUCACAUUAGUAUGCUGAAGCUGCCAAGCAAAGACGGUGACAGACUAGCGUGUUCUGGCGUAGCGUUCCCAUGGGGACGAUUGAACUACCUCGGUGAAUACAAUCGCAAAACAGUUUCGUGCAAGUCUGUGACGGCCUUAAGAUUUUAUAUUCGUCCUUCAAUUCUAUUAAUUGACAAUAGUUUCAAAGGAUGCAACUGAUUAAAACUGAUGGGAUAACUAGUCUGAUAUAUUAGGUUCAUAAGAUCAAAUGAAUGAGUGUUAAUCUUUUGUUGUCAAUGACAAUGUUUACUUUUGAUACUUGAAGUUGGUGAAACUUGUUCAGUUGUCCGCGGCAUUUAAUCUAAAGAAGAAAUUUAUUGCCAACAACGAGAAUCAAAGAUAUUGGUGCUGACUUUCAUUUGCUAGUGCUGAUAAGUUAUCUGUCGUUAGCUAUCAGGUGCCUACUUGAAACUGGAAUUAUCUGGUGCUGAUUUUGGUGUGUGGAUAACAUUUUGGUGCUUAAAAGAUGUUUCCGAUGAUUUGGCAGAAAAUAAACUACUCCAAAAGCAGGUUUGCUUUGUAAGUCUUAUGAACGGUGGUAACCUGUCUGUAAAGAAAUCUUGUAUCAUCAAGCAAAUUUGUUACCUAACAAUGCUAAUCCCCUUCUGCACACAAAAAGUAUCAUCUCUCCGAUGAUAAAAGAAUUUUUAUAAACAUACCUUCACUUUAUCUGCUUUACUUUUAGAGCUUCCUUGCAAUCCAGAAAAGAAGCUGGAGUUUUGAUUCUGAAUGAUAAUACUCAUAUUGGCCUCUGCACACGGUGCAUGUACAAACUUUGUUUAGAAAUUUAACAUUGUUGUAUUUUUCUAUAUUACUGUUUACGAAAUGCAUUUUAUACUUGUAUUUUGUACAUAAAUUUUUUUGAAUAAAAUUUUAUUGAAGACCGUCUCAUCUAAA